Molecule: messenger RNA, 4535 nt
Organism: Pectinophora gossypiella (pink bollworm)
Lineage: Eukaryota; Metazoa; Arthropoda; Insecta; Lepidoptera; Gelechiidae
Gene: Neurl4
Product: neuralized-like protein 4
Exons: 29
Coding region: 321-4514 (1397 amino acids)
Source: RefSeq, a predicted model, not a curated record
GGGAAAAAUCGUUUACUUUUCUCUUGUGUGACUCGAAGUUACCUAUGCAUAUAGAAUACAGGGGAAAGCAUUUUUAUUCAUAGAAAAUGGACUUUUAUAAUUUAUUAUUUUACGUUAAAAUACACUUGAAGAAGGGUAUUAAGUAUAAGAGAUUGUAAAUAUGAGAAUGUUGUAAUUAUCCAUCUAGAAUCAUGGGUGCUAUUUAGCCGCAUUGUAAAUAAUUCGGGCGAUGAAUCGUGGUAGCACGCUGCAGUAUUUUAACGAUGAUGUAUAGAAUUAUAGGAUUAAUUUGAACAUACUUCCGUGAUCAAGUGAUAAUAAUGAGGUUUCAUAGGCGAUGUGGGGAUAGGGUUACGUUACUUAACGAGAACACAACUGCAAUAAGAAAUUUUGUAGAGUUCAAUCAUGGCUUAAUAUUGAGUGCUGAACCUUUGAAAGAUGAUGUUAUGUUUGAAGUGGGUAUUGAUAGAAAGGUUAAUGUAUGGAAUGGCAGUCUUGAGAUUGGGGUCACCACAUUGGACCCUGAGUUUAUGGAGCUACCAGCAACUGCCACUAAAUUAAGAAAUACUGCAUGGAUAAUGUCUGGUAGCUCAAUAGUUAAGGAUGGUGUAACUCUAGUCAAUCAGUAUGGUCCAGAGCUUGACACUCUGCGGGAAGGAGAUUGUUUGGGGGUCAUGCGCACCAGCAAAGGGGAGUUGAUGUUUUACGUCAAUGGUCGCUGCCUUGGUGUUGCUGCCAAAGAUUUACCACCACGAGUAUUUGCAGUCAUAGAUUUGUAUGGCCAGUGUGUACAGGUUUCGAUUGUGCAUGCAAAUGGCAUGAGACCUAUCAUGGAGACCAGCUUAGAUCAGAUCGAAGAAGACCCAAACAACGAUGACACCUUGACACUCAGUGACAUGGAUGUGGCUGGACUUCCUCCAGAAACGUCAUAUCCUAAAGAAACUAGAGAUAUUUACAUUCCAAUGACGUCUGAGGGUGCUUGUGCUCUUGUGGCACUGGACCGUUUGCGCUUCCAUCCACGGUGUGGCAUACUAGUCAAGUUAUCUAAUAAUAACAAAUCAGCGGAGCGCGCGAGGCCGGUGGACGAUUAUAACAAUGGGGUAGUGAUGACGCACAGACCUCUGUACGAUAAUGAACUCUUCGAGAUACGUAUCGAUAAACUGGUGGACAAAUGGAGUGGCAGCAUUGAGGUGGGUGUGACCACGCACAACCCAGCCACGAUUCGGUUUCCCUCCACGAUGACGAACAUGGACACCGGUACAAUCAUGAUGUCAGGCUGCAAGGUGCUGCUCAAUGGUCACGGCACUUGUAUGGAGUACGGCAACUUCAACCUCGAUGAACUUAGGGAAGGAGAUACAGUUGGUAUGAUGAGGAAAGAUAACGGCAAGUUGCACUACUUCAUUAAUGGAGUAGACCAGGGAGUGGCCACUGACAAGGUCGAACAACAGGUGUGGGGCGUUGUUGAUCUAUACGGGAUGACUGUCAAGGUUUCCAUAGUAGACCCUUGUGAGGACGUUGACAGCAAUAUCAACAACGUCCCAGUACCGCUAGACACUCCCGAUCUGCCGGCUACUAGUCGGUUUAAACCUCAAAUAGAUGAGGAUAGCCUUUUAUUUCAUACGCUGCGUGAUUCGAAUGUUAUUAUUAUUAACGAUGGUAAGACUGCUCAUAGGCCUAAUGCUUUCGAGUUCUUCAACAACGGGAUAGUGAUGACAAACCGCACUCUAAAGACGAACGAGUUGUUCCAAGUGCGACUCGACCUCGUCAUCCCAAAAUGGGCCGGAAGCAUUGAAAUUGGGGUCACGCAGCAUUCUUCUAAUGAUAUACAAUUUCCAUUCAAAAUGAGCAAUGCAAAAACCGGCACUUGGGCAAUGACCGGGGAAGACGUCAUCAGAGACGGUACCAUCAUCAUACCGCAGUACGUGAGGAAUCUCAACAGACUUGUGGAAGGGGAUACAGUCGGCGUCAUGCGCAAAGACAUGGGGAUCCUUCACUUUUUCGUGAACGGCGCAGAUCAAGGCCCUGCGGCGUUUAACAUACCCGAACAUGUCUUCGGGAUAAUUGAUUUAUACGGCCGAGUAGCACAGGCGACGAUCGUGGACACGUACAUGCCGCCUCCUGUGUAUUCACCUGAAUCUCCACUCUCCACUGAAUCUAAUGCCACAAUAUACCCGGAGAUGUGUUUCCACCGCGUGCACGGCCGGAACGCGCGACUGAGUCGCAACCGGCUGACGGCGUCGCGCGCAACAGUGUACUCUGAGUUCAACGAUGCCGUGCUAUUCAGCUCGCGACCGCUCCGCGAGUGCGACAUGUUUGAACUACGCAUCGACAAGAUGGUCGACUGCUGGAUCGGCAGCCUCGAGAUAGGUGUGACGGCAAUCCGCCCCGAAGACUUGGACGUGAAUGGCGGCGUGGGCGCCGUGGCGGGGACGGCCACCGACCUGAACUGGGACACGUACAUCCUCAGCGGCGCGGCCAUGAUGAAGGACGGCGAGUGCGUGCGCAGCGGGUAUCCCCUCGACUUGGAUACGCUCACCGUCGGCAGUCGCGUCGGUAUGAUGUGGCAUGCAGACCGCAGCUUGCACUAUUAUCUCGAUGGAAUGGACAUGGGCAAAGCAUGGUAUGUGCCCCAUCUCAACAUCUACGCCGUCGUCGACCUCUACGGACAAUGCACGCAGGUAACAAUCCUGCAGAACGAAGAGAGGACGUUCAACUACAACGGCUGCACGAACUCUGAUAAUUCUUUGUUGACUAACUCUCGCGCACUGCCCUCACCGCCUCCGCCAUACUGGAGUUUCUCCGAGUAUUGCGGCGACAACGUAUGUCUGAUGCAUGACUUCUCAGUGGCCCGGCGUCUCACGCCUGACCCUAUGGCAGGCCUCGUUUUCAGCUCUGCGCACCUUGCCAUCGGUGAAAUUUUCGAGAUAAAAAUAGUGGAGUGCAAGUACAGUUUCGCAGGCAGCUUCCGUAUGGGAAUCACGGAUAUAAAUAUUCUGAAUGCUCACGUACAUAGAAGCCUACCUCCGUCUAUUUGUUAUUUACCACAUUACACCGCUUAUAUUGACGGGUGUUAUAUGAAAUAUUCGAAGCUGGGCUCGCGUGGUCAAGAUCUACGUGCAUUUGUACCGUCGUUUGAAUGGCUACGACCGGGAGACCGCAUCGGAUUUAAAAAGACAAGCGAUUCCAGAGUUCUCGUCUAUUACAACUCCGAAUUACUCGAAAUUGCUUUUGAGAAAGUGCCCGAUAAAGUUUACGUUGUUAUCGAAAUUUUCGGCCACGUAACAAAAAUACAGGCAGUUUCUCGUGUGACGUUUGUCGGUAUACCGCUCGCUCAAGCAACAAUUAUGAACGACGAGUGUCACAAAACGCCUAUUUCGGUCUCGGAGGCAGGAUCGCAACAAUCUUCCAACGGAGAUCAGUUAGGGAGUGCACAGAUGGAGGGUAGAGAAUUGGCUGCAACAGCGUCGGGAGCCGACGGAGCUGGUACCAGCGCGGCUGCUACGACGGCUCCUAGUGGAUUUGCUGGAGCUGAAAAUCCCCCUGGUGCAGCCGCGGGCGCUGCCGCAACUGGCGCCGCCGAUGCGACUGACGCCGCUUCCGGCGCCGAGGGCGGAGCCUCGCCGCCAGCAUGUGUGCCGCCUGUUCGACCAGUGCCGAGGGAGGGACGGGAGGUCCGACCUACGCUACCAUACACCUUCCACAAUGUGCACGGUUCAAACAUACGUCUUUGCAGCUCAGGUACUGGUCAGUAUAUACCACGACCGGACACCAGGAAAAGCUUCCUGAGGAGUCUUGCCUCUCUGAAGAAUUUACGAUUACUGGCGUUAGAAUAUGCGCAUAUAGCUGAUGGGACGGGCGGGGCACUCAUUACGCUCAUUCCGGUACUGAAGAGACCGCACUUUCGCUUACAGCUUUUGUGUCGUAGGGGACACAUACCCCACUACACUGACGCCGCUCUAGGUGAGGCUGGUUACGACAUCCCGGACACAGUUUGGAAGCAAGUGUCUAUAGCGUGUCCAGAUCUCUUCUUGUUUAUGGCAUUUCAUCGCAUUCGUGAUUACGAUAACAUACGAAGAUUUCUAACUCCGAGCAUACCACUGCGCGAGACACACAUGCAAUUUGGUAUGGACCUUAACAUCAAACAGCGGCAAGACUCGGACAUCAGCUGUUUCGUACGACAUAUCGCUUAUCAAUACGCCAGUACAUUGGUUACCUUGAGUAUCCACCAAUGGCGGUUCGCAAUUUUCCCACUUCGUCGAAUUUUCGAACUGAUGCCCUUCUUAGUACGGUUCUCGUAUGUGGGCCGCAUUGACGAUGAGGUCGACCUACAGCGUAUGCUGCGCACCGUAGCUUGCGGCGUACAUCACAAAUUGAAACAUAUAUGUAUUCAAAUCCAAGAUGAAGAGAAAAAACGAGACUAUUGGCGUAAGGUUGUGGACUCCUUAACAGCAGAGUUCAAAGAUAUUAUGGAACUGUACGAAAUAUAUUUUUGCCUCAGCAUUUACAAAAAUUAAUAAAGUCUUCAAAUAACUCAA